Messenger RNA from Temnothorax curvispinosus, 3952 nucleotides. It is a transcript of the gene Trf2, whose product is annotated as TATA box-binding protein-like protein 1. Gene Ontology annotation, molecular function: DNA binding; general transcription initiation factor activity. The coding region runs from base 181 to 1101 and encodes 306 amino acids. The record is from RefSeq and is a predicted model, not a curated record. Gene Ontology annotation, biological process: DNA-templated transcription initiation. Lineage: Eukaryota; Metazoa; Arthropoda; Insecta; Hymenoptera; Formicidae. The transcript has 5 exons.
UUGGCCGCUUGGGUCGCGCCAGUAGUCGCCAGUCUAGCGAAUAUGGCUGAGAACAAUGGCAAUGGUUGUUAUUGAGCCAACUUUGCGUUCCGCUGGUACUUGUCAACAAAGACGUUACCCUUGAUCUGCGCGCGACGGAUCUCGCCGUCGCCUGGCGUAGAGUACCUCGACCAGGAGAUUAUGGCAACUGCUAUUCAGGAGAAUGGCAUGAAACCGUUAACAAAUAAAUCGCUGAAUCGUGUAAAGGACGUUAAUAAUUUGGAAAAUGCAAACUCCUGUACAGAAAAUAAGGACAAUAGAUUGUUUGAUGGUCAACUUCAAUCUUACGUGGGUCAUGCCGAAGAGCGUCACGAGGCGAUCCAGGAAGAACCUCAGGAAGAGGCCCACGAAGAGCCUCCCGAGCUCGAUAUCGUUAUUAACAAUGUAGUUUGCAGCUUUAGCGUAAGAUGUCAUUUGAACCUGCGAGAAAUAGCGCUCAAGGGAUCUAAUGUUGAAUACAGAAGAGAAAAUGGGAUGAUAACGAUGAAAUUAAGGAGACCAUAUACUACAGCAUCCAUCUGGUCAUCUGGUAAAGUAACUUGCACUGGCGCAACCAGUGAGAUUCAAGCAAAAAUCGCGGCACGCAGAUUUGCUCGUUGCCUUCAAAAACUUGGAUUUGAAGUGAGAUUUAAUAAUUAUAGGGUGGUCAAUGUAUUAGGCACUUGUUGUAUGCCAUUUGCCAUCAAGAUAACAUCAUUUUCGAUACAUCACAAACAAAAUGCUGAUUAUGAACCGGAAUUACACCCUGGUGUUACAUAUAAGUUAAAAGAACCAAAAGCUACUCUGAAGAUAUUUUCUACAGGAAGUGUUACUGUAACAGCACCUAACGUUGCUUCAGUCCAAGCGGCAAUUGAACAUAUUUAUCCACUAGUCUACGAGUUCCGGAAGGAGCGAUCAGUAGAGGACGAGCUUGCGUUGUCAGCGAAGAAACGCAAGUUAAACUCGAACAAAAGAAAACUGGAUGAGUUCCUAGAUGAUGAGCCAGAUAUCUCGUAUGAAAGUAUGAUCUCUGAUGCAGAAGACGCACUUGACGAAGUAGGAAGUGAGGGCAGUUGGGACUGAUCUGUUUUAUUUUAUCGCUCUACUGUUAAAUGUGAAACUGUUGUCUAUAUCUCGUUCUUUCGAUAUAAUAGAUACAUACUGCUCGAUGUACAAAAGUGUUAUUGCUAAAAGUGAAGUGAAGCGUAAAGUCGUUUCUAUAUAGUGCAUGGACAAAUGUGUGAGUGUUAGGGAUAAAAAUAGAUACACAUAUGCACUUACGUGUACGGAUAUACACAGGGGCAUAAUUAUCAAGUACACAUCAACUGAACUGAUCAUCAUCUUAAAAAUGAUAUCCUAAAUAGUUACUUUUGUUAGCAAUAUCACGUUAUAAAUAUAAAUAUAGAUAUAUAUGUAAUGUGUAAUACACACAUGGUGUAUUACACAUGUAAAUAUGAAUAUAUAUAUGGUAUUUAUUAAAUAUAUAUAUAUAUAUAUAUUAUAUUUACAAAUGUAAAUAUAAAUAUAUAUUUAUAUUUGUAUUUAUAUACGUAUAAAUAUAUAAAACUUUACAUAUGGAUGUAUCUUCGCCAUCUAUAUACAUAUAUACGUACACUGUAUGUGUGUAUGUAUGUAUGUAUAUUUAAAUGUGCGUAGAACACGUUUUUAAUUAUAAAAUUCAUUAAUUUUUUUGGAGUUUAUUUAUCAUUAGGCAAAAUUCAUAUAUAUGCUUCUUUGGACAAGUGAUGAGUACAGGUUUAAAAAGAAGUGCACAUUGUUUAUGCAUACAUGCAUACGUAUUAUGCAUAUGUGCAUGUGAAUUAUGGCCUGUACAUUUAUGUUUCCAUUUAUUUCAUGUUUAAUUAUAGUUUUCGCUUAAUUAACAUAUUGUGCCAAAGAUAGAUAUUCAAAAUUUAAGACAAGGUAAUCAGGAUGAAACACACGACUUUAUGUACUAACUUCCACAGUGUUUACAAUCGAUUGGAAUAUGGCCAAAAAUAUUUUAGUUUUCCAAUCAAUAUUUUAUAGAAUGUAUUCCACUGAUCAAAAAAUCAUUUAUUUUAUGAUUUAGAUUCUGUAUUCUGCAAAAUGCAUACCAAUCAAUAUAAUUCCGUACUGCCAACAGCUCGUUCUCGCUCAAAUAACUUCUAUUACUCAAGAAGAUAUUUAUGUAUCUCAUAGUUUAUUAUUAUUAUAUUCCUACUUUAAUAUCUCUUAGUAUGUCUUUUAAAUGUUCAAAUUUUGUUUUGUAUCUUUAUAUCUACAAAAUUUUCUAUACGAGAUAUUGGUAGGAAUCGUUUAAAUAUUAUAAGCACAUGUAAAUAUACGCCUGCACAUUUGUUAAAAUAUCUUAAACUAUAGUAAACCUACGUAAAAAAUUAUAUUGACGAUAGCAUAAGAAUACGAUGAGUAAGAAAAAUUAAAUCUUAAUAAAAAAACAUGUCAUUUUUAUAUAAUUAACCAAAAACUUGUAUGAACUCCUUUCGUUUCAAGAUUUUGUUAUACGUAUUAUGAUAAAUUUUUGUGUAUUUUUCUAUUUUUAGAACACAUAUCAUUAAGUAUCAAAAUUUUACGUUAACAAACAGAUAAGAUCAUUUUGCAUUGUUUGGGCGAAUACGGGCUGUUUUUGUGGGUGUAAACGAUGUAAUGGUUAAAUUUGGUUUUAAAAUGUCUAUUACAUCAAAAGAUGUCGUCUGGUUUGCAGUAUUCAUGAAUUAAGAUUCACGUAUUACAAUAGUGUUUAUUUUAUUUGCGUAAAUGUAAGAAAAUGAAAGAAAUCGUGACAUUAAUUUAGAACUGUGACAAACUAUAUUCUUUAGAGAAAUUAUAGAAGUUCAUUGUGUUAGUGUUUUGUGAAAGGUACUUCUUAAAAUCGCAAGUUUAAACAUACGAAACGAAUGUAUUGUGUUCAAUGAGAUAUUUAUUUUUGACUUAUAUAUACAUAUAUAAUGACUGGAAUUGCAUAUUCUAGAAUCUGCAACAAAGACAUAAAUAAUGCGAUAGGACCUGUUAUAGCGUUAGUUACUGUUUUUUUUUGUAUUAGUCAUCUCUACAUACGCAUUAAUACAUACACAUCAUAAGUAUUUAUUUGUCAUUUACAGUAUCCUUAUAUGAUAUUAUGAUAAGCGCAUUUGAAUCAUGUCAUUUUCAUAAAUAUUAAUUUCCUGAAAAAUCUAAAGUGUCACCUGAACAGCCUACGACGAUGUUUAUUUUGCCCAUUCAUAAAAUAUUUUCAUGAAAAGAAAUAUUUUUACACACGACUUUGCAAAUCUAAUUAAUCGUAUUUUUAGAACUCAGUUUUUAUUAUAAAGAUGUAUAUCGGAUAUUGUGCAAAACGUUACACUGAGGGUAUAAUAUAAAAUGCGUUGUCUUUCUUAUGCUUCGCGAUUAUUCACAUGUACACAAAGUUUAACCUUUCGUUUGCACUUAGCUGAAGAAAAGCAAUAUAUUGGUAAAAAUAUAUAGAAAGAUUAUUAAAGACUUGCGUAAUUCGUUAAUAGGAAAAAUUAAUUAUGUGAAUAUCAUAUAAAUAUCUUAUCACACAUUAAGUACAAGAGAAUACGAUAAGGAAGGUAUGGCCGAUAUUUUAUUAAAUGAUUAAUCUGUUCGUGCCAUAUGACAUUAUAUAUUCGUUAAAAUUAGUUAAAGCAGAGUUUCAUAAUUUUCAUAAUGUAUAUAUUGUUUUUACACUGAGCAAAUUUUUUACGAUUUAAGCUAAAGUCACUGCCCUUAGUGUAUUCAAUUAGAAAAUGUAAGACUAGAUCCACUAAAGAGUAUGUGACACAAACUAGGACACAUUUUGUUUACAUUAUUGGAAAUAAAUGCUAUUUGCGUUAUUAAUCAUAGGAAUUAAAGUUUAAGCGAAUAAAGAAGUUGAACGAUAAGACAUUGUCGAAGAGUGUAAUGACAAAAAUAAAUUCUAUCAUAUAUUUAA